Molecule: messenger RNA, 909 nt
Organism: [Candida] anglica
Lineage: Eukaryota; Fungi; Ascomycota; Pichiomycetes; Serinales; Debaryomycetaceae
Source: the annotation of a GenBank genome assembly
AUGAGCACGGAAAACACAUUGGAGGCCAAGGUUUCGGCUGCAACCAAGAGAAAGGAAUAUAGAGAAAAGAAGGAGGAAACAAGAAAGGCUUUCAAGCAAGCUCGUUUUGAAGAGGCUGCUGCUGGCUCAGAAGGUUCUCCUUCACCAGCACCAGAAUCAGCAACCCCAGAAGCUGUUGAACUCCCUAGAAAGAGAUUCUAUAGACAAAGAGCACACUCUAACCCGUUUUCGGACCAUCGUUUGGAAUAUCCACGUUCCCCUGAUUGCAUGAACUGGAGCACUUUGUACCCAGGUUAUUACGAUGAAGAGAAAUCUCAAAUGACCGCUGGUGUGGAAAUAGCAGAUGUAGGAUGUGGAUAUGGUGGUCUUCUUAUCAACUUGGCCAAAUCAUUCCCUGAAACUUUAUGUUUGGGUAUGGAAAUCAGAGUGCAAGUGACACAAUAUGUGGAAGAUAGAAUUAUUGCCUUACGUAAAAAGCAUGCCGAAGAUAAGGCCAACUUCCAAAACAUUUCUGUAUUACGUGGGAAUGCCAUGAAGUUUCUUCCAAACUUCUUCCGUAAGGGACAACUUUCCAAGAUGUUCUUUUGUUUCCCAGACCCUCAUUUCAAACAAAGAAAGCAUAAAGCCCGGAUUAUCACCAACACUCUUCUUUCCGAAUAUGCAUACGUUUUGCGUGAAGGUGGGGUGGUAUACACCAUCACAGACGUCCAUGACUUGCAUGAAUGGAUGGUGAAGCAUUUGGAAGAACAUCCACUUUUUGAACGUUUGGAUGAAGCAUGGGAAAAGCAAGACAAAUGCGUACAACUCAUGUGGAACUCUACUGAAGAAGGUCAAAAGGUUAGUCGUAAUAAGGGAGACAAAUGGAUUGCCUGUUACAGAAGAUUACCAACUCCAGAUGAUUGUGAUUAG